AUGCUCAGCAUUGAAGGAUUGCCCAGUGAUUUGGUAAACCACCAAGCACCGUCUGAAGAUUUAAUUGUCGAAGCACGCGCUCAGAAACAGGAUCUGGAUGCCUUGGAUGCGGAUGAAGAUUUGGAUGGACGCAGCGCCUACGUGAAUAAUCAAUUUGUGCCAAAUGAUCCCGUUGAACUGAUCGAUGACGAACAGAAUGCACCGCUCUAUGAAAUACUGCAAAAGCAAAUGGAACAAGUGCUGGCGGCAACUGGACCAGAUGUGCCCAUCUAUGAGGAGGACAAGUCGAAGCGUCCACGCGACCAGCUACUGCCCCAUAAACCACUUUUCACCAACAACAACGAAGCCGAAACAGAUGAGGAUUAUGUGGAUGAGACGGCGCCAGAGCUGGAACAGGGCUAUGUGGAUGCAGAGAAACCAGAUGCAGCAGCUGUGGAGGAGCAGCUGCCUGGUGGAGGCUAUCAGCCACCCAGCAGUUCCAGCACGAAUCCCACACGUAAUCGUCCUCAGCGCAGACGCAACACUACAACAACAACAACAAUUCCCAGAACCACUCGCUCCAAAAUCACUGCACAAUCAAAAGUUGUAGCCUCAACACCCAGCUCAAUAAAUCACACCGAGCUAACAACGAGCACUGCUUCUCCAGUCUCCUCCAGCCACAAGCAACGACCCAAUAACAACCCCAAAUCCAAUCCCAGUUCCAAUUCCAGCAACAGUCUGCCUCACGAUCCACAAAUCUAUCAGCACAAGCGUCGCAUCAUAUUCAAGACGAUCUCAACAGGUUCGCAAUUCGUCAAUUCUCCCAUUGGAGAUCUUAUGAUUAAGUUCUCCAUUGGCUUCGCAAAGCCAGCCGGGGGCGUAACCACGCCCUCAAGCGAAGCCUUACGUGCAUUUUCCAAUAACUUAUUGCGUAACAUUGAACUGCAAAAGUUGAAAAGAACUAAAAUACAGAAGGAUUAA
Molecule: messenger RNA, 960 nt
Organism: Drosophila innubila
Lineage: Eukaryota; Metazoa; Arthropoda; Insecta; Diptera; Drosophilidae
Exons: 2
Coding region: 1-960 (319 amino acids)
Source: RefSeq, a predicted model, not a curated record